Messenger RNA from Vanessa atalanta (red admiral), 17560 nucleotides. RefSeq names its product mucin-12-like. Gene Ontology annotation, cellular component: extracellular region. The coding region runs from base 14 to 17419 and encodes 5801 amino acids. Gene Ontology annotation, molecular function: chitin binding. NCBI's taxonomy places the organism in Eukaryota, Metazoa, Arthropoda, Insecta, Lepidoptera, Nymphalidae. The transcript is spliced from 29 exons. The record is from RefSeq and is a predicted model, not a curated record.
AGUAGUGCGAUGUAUGGAAUUUUGCAGUGUUAACUCACAUGUACCACGGAAAUCACAUAUGCAAAUAUUUAUAUUUCUUCUCUUGCUCGGCUAUGGCUGGGCGAGGUUCCUGCCCAACGGGUGUCCAGCCGAUUUCAAUGUCCACCUCCUACUUCCCCAUGAAACCGACUGCACCAAGUUCUACCAGUGCAGCAAUGGCAAUAAAAUUACCAUGCAAUGCGGAAGAGGAACUGCCUUCGAUGUAGAAUUACAGACAUGUAAUUGGGCUGAUGCAGUUGGUUGCAAUCAACCAACCCCGUCAACAACGACGACAACGACAAAAACGCCAACGACAACAACAAGGGCGCCGUCGACAACGACAAGGGCGCCAUCAACGACGACAGGGGCGCCAACUUCGACAACUACAGCGCGCCCGGGUCGACCCGACGAAUGUCCAUCAGACUUCGACGUGAUCCUAAAACUUCCGCACGAAAUUGACUGCGAUAAAUAUUAUAAUUGCAGCGAUGGAGUUAAAAUUCUGCUUAAAUGUCCGAUCGGCAAACAUUUCGAUAUGAAAUUGCAGGACUGUGACUGGGCACAGAAUGUGAACUGUGUAAGUGGUGGAGAAGAAGGGGACAAGGGUGAUGCGCUUUUACCGAACGGCUGCCCAGUUGACUUCCAUAUUCACAAAUUACUACCACAUGAAUCAGAUUGCACGAAGUUUUACUACUGCAACUUUGGAAACAAAAUUGAGAGGAAUUGUCCUGGUGGCACACAUUUUAACCCUAAGCUGCAGGUAUGUGAUUGGCCAGAAUCUGCUGGUUGUGUUAGUGGAGGAGGAGACGGUGGUGGGGAUUGGCUACCAAACGGCUGCCCGUCGGAUUUCAGUAUUCAUUGGUUAUUACCUCACGAAACGGACUGCGCUAAGUUUUACUAUUGUAAUUUUGGAGAAAAAGUUGUAAGGAAUUGUGCUCCUGGAACUCACUUUGAUCCUAAGCUGCAAGUUUGCAAUUGGCCAAAUGCUGUUAAUUGCACUUCAAUAGAAACAACAACAAGGCCGGGUACAACAGAUCCAUCAGCUGGAACGACAACAGAAUACAUUCCAACGACUACUAGAGAAACUACAGAGCCAUCUGUAGAAACGACCACAGAGUACAUUCCAACGACUACUAGAGAAACUACAGAGCCAUCUGUAGAAACGACCACAGAGUACAUUCCAACGACUACUAGAGAAACUACAGAGCCCUCAGUAGAAACGACCACAGAGACCAUUUCAUCGACUACUAGAGAAACUACAGAGCCCUCAGUAGAAACAACCACAGAGUACAUUCCAACGACUACUAGAGAAACUACAGAGCCCUCAGUAGAAACGACCACAGAGACCAUUUCAUCGACUACUAGAGAAACUACAGAGCCAUCUGUAGAAACGACUACAGAGUACAUUCCAACGACUACUAGAGAAACUACAGAGGCCUCAGUAGAAACGACUACAGAGUACAUUCCAACGACUACUAGAGAAACUACAGAGCCCUCAGUAGAAACGACUACAGAGUACAUUCCAACGACUACUAGGGAAACUACAGAGCCAUCUGUAGAAACGACCACAGAGUACAUUCCAACAACUGUAAAAGAAACUACAGAGCCCCCAGUAGAAACGACAACAGAGUACAUUCCAACGACUACUAGAGAAACUACAGAGCCAUCUGUAGAAACGACCACAGAGUACAUUCCAACGACUACUAGGGAAACUACAGAGCCAUCUGUAGAAACGACCACAGAGUACAUUCCAACGACUACUAGAGAAACUACAGAGCCCUCAGUAGAAACGACCACAGAGACCAUUUCAUCGACUACUAGAGAAACUACAGAGCCCUCAGUAGAAACGACCACAGAGUACAUUCCAACGACUACUAAAGAAACUACAGAGCCCUCAGUAGAAACGACCACAGAGACCAUUUCAUCGACUACUAGAGAAACUACAGAGCCAUCUGUAGAAACGACUACAGAGUACAUUCCAACGACUACUAAAGAAACUACAGAACCCUCAGUAGAAACGACCACAGAGUACAUUCCAACGACUACUAGAGAAACUACAGAACCCUCAGUAGAAACGACCACAGAGUACAUUCCAACGACUACUAGAGAAACAACAGAGCCAUCUGUAGAAACGACUACAGAGUACAUUCCAACGACAACUAGAGAAACUACAGAGCCAUCUGUAGAAACGACCACAGAGUACAUUCCAACGACUACUAGAGAAACUACAGAGCCAUCUGUAGAAACGACCACAGAGUACAUUCCAACGACUACUAGAGAAACUACAGAGCCAUCUGUAGAAACGACUACAGAGUACAUUCCAACGACUACUAGAGAAACUACAGAGCCCUCAGUAGAAACGACCACAGAGUACAUUCCAACGACUACUAGAGAAACUACAGAGCCCUCAGUAGAAACGACUACAGAGUACAUUCCAACUACUACUAGCGAAAUUACACAUCCAUCUGUAGAAACGACCACAGAGUACAUUCCAACGACUAUUAAAGAAAUUACAGAACCAACUACAGAAACAACAACAGAAUACAUUCCAACUUCGUCUCAAGAAACUACAAAGGCUCCUGUGGAAACUACGACGGAAGAUGUGGCGACUACAACGGAAACAGUUCAAACAACUACACCGAUUGAUAUAGAAUGUCCACCUGGAAAUCUUGGUCUAGUGCCCCAUCCUGAUUAUUGUGACGCAUAUUACAUCUGUGUUAUCGGCAAGCCGACACUAAUGUGGUGUAGUAAGGGAUAUGAAUUCGAUCCAGAGAGAAACUUUUGCGUUGAAAUAUCAGAAAAUGGUUGUUUCGCCUCACAAGGUAAAUGGACUCCAACAGUACCGGACCAGUCAACAACGGAAACGACACUUACGACAGACAACUACGGUAGUACAACAGAAUCCGAUGAAACUACUCCGAGAGAAACGACGGCACUACCUGAAGAGACAACGACAGAGUAUAUUCGAACAACCCCAUCAGAGACAACAACAACAGUUCAAGAAACUACAACCGAACAAGAAACUACAGCGCCUCCUGUUGAAACUACUACAACACGUGAAAUUACUGAACCCACAGUAGAAACUACAACUAAUCAAAUAACAACAGAAUCUGACUCUGACCCAACGACAAUUGCUAUAGAAACGACAACAAAUAAUUUGGGACCUACAACAGAGUCAGAUACGGAUAAAACAACAAUUGCUGUUGAUCCUACAACAGAAAAUUUAGCAACUACAACAGAAUCCAUUGACACAACUACACCGAUUAAUAUAGAAUGUCCACCUGGAGAUAUUGGCUUUGUGCCCCAUCCUGAUCAUUGUGACGCAUAUUACGUCUGUGUUAUGGGCAAUCCGACACUAAUUUGGUGUAGUGAGGGAUAUGAAUUCGAUCCAGAGAGAAACGCUUGCGUUGAAAUAUCGGAAAAUGGUUGUUUCGCCUCUCAAGGUAAAUGGACUCCAACCGUACCGGACCAGUCAACAACAGAAACGACACUUACGACAGACAACUACGGUAGUACAACAGAAUCCGAUGAAACUACUCCGAGAGAAACGACGGCACUACCUCAAGAGACAACGACAGAGUAUAUUCGAACAACCCCAUCAGAGACAACAACAUCAGUUCAAGAAACUACAACCGAACAAGAAACUACAGCGCCUCCUGUUGAAACUACUACAACACGUGAAAUUACUGAACCCACAGUAGAAACUACAACUAAUCAAAUAACAACAGAAUCUGACUCUGACCCAACGACAAUUGCUAUAGAAACGACAACAAAUAAUUUGGGACCUACAACAGAGUCAGAUACGGAUAAAACAACAAUUGCUGUUGAUCCUACAACAGAAAAUUUAGCAACUACAACAGAAUCCAUUGACACAACUACACCGAUUAAUAUAGAAUGUCCACCUGGAGAUAUUGGCUUUGUGCCCCAUCCUGAUCAUUGUGACGCAUAUUACGUCUGCGUUAUGGGCAAUCCGACACUAAUUUGGUGUAGUGAGGGAUAUGAGUUCGAUCCAGAGAGAAACGCUUGCGUUGAAAUAUCGGAAAAUGGUUGUUUCGCCUCUCAAGGUAAAUGGACUCCAACCGUACCGGACCAGUCAACAACAGAAACGACACUUACGACUGAUAACUACGGUAGUACAACAGAAUCCGAUGACACUACUCCGAGAGAAACGACGGCACUACCUGAAGAGACAACGACAGAGUAUAUUCGAACAACCCCAUCAGAGACAACAACAACAGUUCAAGAAACUACAACCGAACAAGAAACUACAGCGCCUCCUGUUGAAACUACUACAACACGUGAAAUUACUGAACCCACAGUAGAAACUACAACUAAUCAAAUAACAACAGAAUCUGACUCUGACCCAACGACCAUUGCUAUAGAAACGACAACAAAUAAUUUGGGACCUACAACAGAGUCAGAUACGGAUAAAACAACAAUUGCUGUUGAUUCUACAACAGAAAAUUUAGCAACUACAACAGAAUCCAUUGACACAACUACACCGAUUAAUAUAGAAUGUCCACCUGGAGAUAUUGGCUUUGUGCCCCAUCCUGAUCAUUGUGACGCAUAUUACGUCUGCGUUAUGGGCAAUCCGACACUAAUUUGGUGUAGUGAGGGAUAUGAGUUCGAUCCAGAGAGAAACGCUUGCGUUGAAAUAUCGGAAAAUGGUUGUUUCGCAUCGCAAGGUAAAUGGACUCCAACGGUACCGGACCUGUCAACAACAGAAACGACACUUACGACUGAUAAAUACGGUAGUACAACAGAAUCCGAUGAUUCUACUCCGAGAGAAACGACGGUACUACCUGAAGAGACAACGACAGAGUAUAUUCGAACAACCCCAUCAGAGACAACAACAACAGUUCAAGAAAUUACAACCGAACAAGAAACUACAGCGCCUCCUGUUGAAACUACUACAACACGUGAAAUUACUGAACCCACAGUAGAAACUACAACUAAUCAAAUAACAACAGAAUCUGACUCUGACCCAACGACAAUUGCUAUAGAAACGACAACAAAUAAUUUGGGACCUACAACAGAGUCAGAUACGGAUAAAACAACAAUUGCUGUUGAUCCUACAACAGAAAAUUUAGCAACUACAACAGAAUCCAUUGACACAACUACACCGAUUAAUAUAGAAUGUCCACCUGGAGAUAUUGGCUUUGUGCCCCAUCCUGAUCAUUGUGACGCAUAUUACGUUUGCGUUAUGGGCAAUCCGACACUAAUUUGGUGUAGUGAGGGAUAUGAGUUCGAUCCAGAGAGAAACGCUUGCGUUGAAAUAUCGGAAAAUGGUUGUUUCGCCUCGCAAGGUAAAUGGACUCCAACCGUACCGGACCAGUCAACAACAGAAACCACACUUACGACUGAUAACUACGGUAGUACAACAGAAUCCGAUGAAACUACUCCGAGAGAAACGACGGCACUACCUGAAGAGACAACGACAGAGUAUAUUCGAACAACCCCAUCAGAGACAACAACAACAGUUCAAGAAACUACAACCGAACAAGAAACUACAGCGCCUCCUGUUGAAACUACUACAACACGUGAAAUUACUGAACCCACAGUAGAAACUACAACUAAUCAAAUAACAACAGAAUCUGACUCUGACCCAACGACAAUUGCUAUAGAAACGACAACAAAUAAUUUGGCACCUACAACAGAGUCAGAUACGGAUAAAACAACAAUUGCUGUUGAUCCUACAACAGAAAAUUUAGCAACUACAACAGAAUCCAUUGACACAACUACACCGAUUAAUAUAGAAUGUCCACCUGGAGAUAUUGGCUUUGUGCCCCAUCCUGAUCAUUGUGACGCAUAUUACGUCUGCGUUAUGGGCAAUCCGACACUAAUUUGGUGUAGUGAGGGAUAUGAGUUCGAUCCAGAGAGAAACGCCUGCGUUGAAAUAUCAGAAAACGGUUGUUUCGCCUCGCAAGGUAAAUGGACUCCAACAGUUCCAGACCAGUCAACAACAGAAACGACACUUACGACUGAUAACUACGGUAGUACAACAGAAUCCGAUGAAACUACUCCGAGAGAAACGACGGCACUACCUGAAGAGACAACGACAGAGUAUAUUCGAACAACCCCAUCAGAGACAACAACAACAGUUCAAGAAACUACAACCGAACAAGAAACUACAGCGCCUCCUGUUGAAACUACUACAACACGUGAAAUUACUGAACCCACAGUAGAAACUACAACUAAUCAAAUAACAACAGAAUCUGACUAUGACCCAACGACCAUUGCUAUAGAAACGACAACAAAUAAUUUGGGACCUACAACAGAGUCAGAUACGGAUAAAACAACAAUUGCUGUUGAUUCUACAACAGAAAAUUUAGCAACUACAACAGAAUCCAUUGACACAACUACACCGAUUAAUAUAGAAUGUCCACCUGGAGAUAUUGGCUUUGUGCCCCAUCCCGAUCAUUGUGACGCAUAUUACGUCUGCGUUAUGGGCAAUCCGACACUAAUUUGGUGUAGUGAGGGAUAUGAAUUCGAUCCAGAGAGAAACGCUUGCGUUGAAAUAUCGGAAAAUGGUUGUUUCGCAUCGCAAGGUAAAUGGACUCCAACAGUACCGGACCUGUCAACAACAGAAACGACACUUACGACUGAUAAAUACGGUAGUACAACAGAAUCCGAUGAUUCUACUCCGAGAGAAACGACGGUACUACCUGAAGAGACAACGACAGAGUAUAUUCGAACAACCCCAUCAGAGACAACAACAUCAGUUCAAGAAACUACAACCGAACAAGAAACUACAGCGCCUCCUGUUGAAACUACAACAACACGUGAAAUUACUGAACCCACAGUAGAAACUACAACUAAUCAAAUAACAACAGAAUCUGACUCUGACCCAACGACAAUUGCUAUAGAAACGACAACAAAUAAUUUGGGACCUACAACAGAGUCAGAUACGGAUAAAACAACAAUUGCUGUUGAUCCUACAACAGAAAAUUUAGCAACUACAACAGAAUCCAUUGACACAACUACACCGAUUAAUAUAGAAUGUCCACCUGGAAAUAUUGGCUUUGUGCCCCAUCCUGAUCAUUGUGACGCAUAUUACGUCUGCGUUAUGGGCAAUCCGACACUAAUUUGGUGUAGUGAGGGAUAUGAGUUCGAUCCAGAGAGAAACGCUUGCGUUGAAAUAUCGGAAAAUGGUUGUUUCGCCUCUCAAGGUAAAUGGACUCCAACCGUACCGGACCAGUCAACAACAGAAACCACACUUACGACUGAUAACUACGGUAGUACAACAGAAUCCGAUGACACUACUCCGAGAGAAACGACGGCACUACCUGAAGAGACAACGACAGAGUAUAUUCGAACAACCCCAUCAGAGACAACAACAACAGUUCAAGAAACUACAACCGAACAAGAAACUACAGCGCCUCCUGUUGAAACUACAACAACACGUGAAAUUACUGAACCCACAGUAGAAACUACAACUAAUCAAAUAACAACAGAAUCUGACUCUGACCCAACGACAAUUGCUAUAGAAACGACAACAAGUAAUUUGGCACCUACAACAGAGUCACAUACGGAUAAAACAACAAUUGCUGUUGAUCCUACAACAGAAAAUUUAGCAACUACAACAGAAUCCAUUGACACAACUACACCGAUUAAUAUAGAAUGUCCACCUGGAAAUAUUGGCUUUGUGCCCCAUCCCGAUCAUUGUGACGCAUAUUACGUCUGCGUUAUGGGCAAUCCGACACUAAUUUGGUGUAGUGAGGGAUAUGAAUUCGAUCCAGAGAGAAACGCCUGCGUUGAAAUAUCAGAAAACGGUUGUUUCGCCUCGCAAGGUAAAUGGACUCCAACAGUUCCAGACCAGUCAACAACAGAAACGACACUUACGACUGAUAACUACGGUAGUACAACAGAAUCCGAUGAAACUACUCCGAGAGAAACGACGGUACUACCUGAAGAGACAACGACAGAGUAUAUUCGAACAACCCCAUCAGAGACAACAACAACAGUUCAAGAAACUACAACCGAACAAGAAACUACAGCGCCUCCUGUUGAAACUACUACAACACGUGAAAUUACUGAACCCACAGUAGAAACUACAACUAAUCAAAUAACAACAGAAUCUGACUCUGACCCAACGACAAUUGCUAUAGAAACGACAACAAAUAAUUUGGGACCUACAACAGAGUCAGAUACGGAUAAAACAACAAUUGCUGUUGAUCCUACAACAGAAAAUUUAGCAACUACAACAGAAUCCAUUGACACAACUACACCGAUUAAUAUAGAAUGUCCACCUGGAGAUAUUGGCUUUGUGCCCCAUCCUGAUCAUUGUGACGCAUAUUACGUCUGCGUUAUGGGCAAUCCGACACUAAUUUGGUGUAGUGAGGGAUAUGAGUUCGAUCCAGAGAGAAACGCUUGCGUUGAAAUAUCGGAAAAUGGUUGUUUCGCCUCGCAAGGUAAAUGGACUCCAACCGUACCGGACCAGUCAACAACAGAAACGACACUUACGACUGAUAACUACGGUAGUACAACAGAAUCCGAUGACACUACUCCGAGAGAAACGACGGCACUACCUGAAGAGACAACGACAGAGUAUAUUCGAACAACCCCAUCAGAGACAACAACAACAGUUCAAGAAACUACAACCGAACAAGAAACUACAGCGCCUCCUGUUGAAACUACUACAACACGUGAAAUUACUGAACCCACAGUAGAAACUACAACUAAUCAAAUAACAACAGAAUCUGACUCUGACCCAACGACAAUUGCUAUAGAAACGACAACAAAUAAUUUGGGACCUACAACAGAGUCAGAUACGGAUAAAACAACAAUUGCUGUUGAUCCUACAACAGAAAAUUUAGCAACUACAACAGAAUCCAUUGACACAACUACACCGAAUAAUAUAGAAUGUCCACCUGGAGAUAUUGGCUUUGUGCCCCAUCCCGAUCAUUGCGACGCAUAUUACGUCUGCGUUAUGGGCAAUCCGACACUAAUUUGGUGUAGUGAGGGAUAUGAGUUCGAUCCAGAGAGAAACGCUUGCGUUGAAAUAUCGGAAAAUGGUUGUUUCGCCUCUCAAGGUAAAUGGACUCCAACCGUACCGGACCAGUCAACAACAGAAACGACACUUACGACUGAUAACUACGGUAGUACAACAGAAUCCGAUGACACUACUCCGAGAGAAACGACGGCACUACCUGAAGAGACAACGACAGAGUAUAUUCGAACAACCCCAUCAGAGACAACAACAACAGUUCAAGAAACUACAACCGAACAAGAAACUACAGCGCCUUCUGUUGAAACUACUACAACACGUGAAAUUACUGAACCCACAGUAGAAACUACAACUAAUCAAAUAACAACAGAAUCUGACUCUGACCCAACGACAAUUGCUAUAGAAACGACAACAAAUAAUUUGGGACCUACAACAGAGUCAGAUACGGAUAAAACAACAAUUGCUGUUGAUCCUACAACAGAAAAUUUAGCAACUACAACAGAAUCCAUUGACACAACUACACCGAUUAAUAUAGAAUGUCCACCUGGAGAUAUUGGCUUUGUGCCCCAUCCUGAUCAUUGUGACGCAUAUUACGUCUGCGUUAUGGGCAAUCCGACACUAAUUUGGUGUAGUGAGGGAUAUGAAUUCGAUCCAGAGAGAAACGCUUGCGUUGAAAUAUCGGAAAAUGGUUGUUUCGCCUCGCAAGGUAAAUGGACUCCAACCGUACCGGACCAGUCAACAACAGAAACGACACUUACGACUGAUAACUACGGUAGUACAACAGAAUCCGAUGAAACUACUCCGAGAGAAACGACGGUACUACCUGAAGAGACAACGACAUCAGUUCAAGAAACUACAACCGAACAAGAAACUACAGCGCCUCCUGUUGAAACUACAACAACACGUGAAAUUACUGAACCCACAGUAGAAACUACAACUAAUCAAAUAACAACAGAAUCUGACUCUGACCCAACGACAAUUGCUAUAGAAACGACAACAAAUAAUUUGGGACCUACAACAGAGUCAGAUACGGAUAAAACAACAAUUGCUGUUGAUCCUACAACAGAAAAUUUAGCAACUACAACAGAAUCCAUUGACACAACUACACCGAUUAAUAUAGAAUGUCCACCUGGAGAUAUUGGCUUUGUGCCCCAUCCUGAUCAUUGUGACGCAUAUUACGUCUGCGUUAUGGGCAAUCCGACACUAAUUUGGUGUAGUGAGGGAUAUGAAUUCGAUCCAGAGAGAAACGCUUGCGUUGAAAUAUCGGAAAAUGGUUGUUUCGCAUCGCAAGGUAAAUGGACUCCAACAGUACCGGACCUGUCAACAACAGAAACGACACUUACGACUGAUAACUACGGUAGUACAACAGAAUCCGAUGAAACUACUCCGAGAGAAACGACGGUACUACCUGAAGAGACAACGACAUCAGUUCAAGAAACUACAACCGAACAAGAAACUACAGCGCCUCCUGUUGAAACUACAACAACACGUGAAAUUACUGAACCCACAGUAGAAACUACAACUAAUCAAAUAACAACAGAAUCUGACUCUGACCCAACGACAAUUGCUAUAGAAACGACAACAAAUAAUUUGGGACCUACAACAGAGUCAGAUACGGAUAAAACAACAAUUGCUGUUGAUCCUACAACAGAAAAUUUAGCAACUACAACAGAAUCCAUUGACACAACUACACCGAUUAAUAUAGAAUGUCCACCUGGAGAUAUUGGCUUUGUGCCCCAUCCUGAUCAUUGUGACGCAUAUUACGUCUGCGUUAUGGGCAAUCCGACACUAAUUUGGUGUAGUGAGGGAUAUGAGUUCGAUCCAGAGAGAAACGCUUGCGUUGAAAUAUCGGAAAAUGGUUGUUUCGCCUCUCAAGGUAAAUGGACUCCAACCGUACCGGACCAGUCAACAACAGAAACGACACUUACGACUGAUAACUACGGUAGUACAACAGAAUCCGAUGACACUACUCCGAGAGAAACGACGGCACUACCUGAAGAGACAACGACAGAGUAUAUUCGAACAACCCCAUCAGAGACAACAACAACAGUUCAAGAAACUACAACCGAACAAGAAACUACAGCGCCUCCUGUUGAAACUACUACAACACGUGAAAUUACUGAACCCACAGUAGAAACUACAACUAAUCAAAUAACAACAGAAUCUGACUCUGACCCAACGACAAUUGCUAUAGAAACGACAACAAAUAAUUUGGGACCUACAACAGAGUCAGAUACGGAUAAAACAACAAUUGCUGUUGAUCCUACAACAGAAAAUUUAGCAACUACAACAGAAUCCAUUGACACAACUACACCGAUUAAUAUAGAAUGUCCACCUGGAGAUAUUGGCUUUGUGCCCCAUCCUGAUCAUUGUGACGCAUAUUACGUCUGCGUUAUGGGCAAUCCGACACUAAUUUGGUGUAGUGAGGGAUAUGAGUUCGAUCCAGAGAGAAACGCUUGCGUUGAAAUAUCGGAAAAUGGUUGUUUCGCCUCGCAAGGUAAAUGGACUCCAACCGUACCGGACCAGUCAACAACAGAAACGACACUUACGACUGAUAACUACGGUAGUACAACAGAAUCCGAUGACACUACUCCGAGAGAAACGACGGCACUACCUGAAGAGACAACGACAGAGUAUAUUCGAACAACCCCAUCAGAGACAACAACAACAGUUCAAGAAACUACAACCGAACAAGAAACUACAGCGCCUCCUGUUGAAACUACUACAACACGUGAAAUUACUGAACCCACAGUAGAAACUACAACUAAUCAAAUAACAACAGAAUCUGACUCUGACCCAACGACAAUUGCUAUAGAAACGACAACAAAUAAUUUGGGACCUACAACAGAGUCAGAUACGGAUAAAACAACAAUUGCUGUUGAUCCUACAACAGAAAAUUUAGCAACUACAACAGAAUCCAUUGACACAACUACACCGAUUAAUAUAGAAUGUCCACCUGGAGAUAUUGGCUUUGUGCCCCAUCCUGAUCAUUGUGACGCAUAUUACGUCUGCGUUAUGGGCAAUCCGACACUAAUUUGGUGUAGUGAGGGAUAUGAAUUCGAUCCAGAGAGAAACGCUUGCGUUGUAAUAUCGGAAAAUGGUUGUUUCGCCUCGCAAGGUAAAUGGACGCCCACAGAACCAGACCAGUCAACAACAGAAAUGUUAGUUACAACAGAUCAAUAUGGUAGUACAACUGCGUCUACUGAAAAUAUGACUGUAGACUCUAUUGAAACUACUACAGGAGUCUAUGGCACUACUGUAGAAUCUGCUGAAACAACCACGGGAGUUACUGGAACCACGGAAGACUCUUCUGAAACAACUACGGGAGUAAGUGGUACUACUGCUGACUCUGCUGAAACAACUACGGGAGCAACUGGAACUACUGUAGACUCUGCUGAAACAACGAUGGGAUAUGGAACUACUGUAGACUCUGCUGAAACAACGACUGGAGUCACUGGAACCACUGUAGACUCUUCUGAAACGACUAUUGGAGUAACUGGAACUACUGUAGACUCUGCUGAAUCAACGACUGGAGUCACUGGAACCACUGUAGACUCUUCUGAAACGACUAUUGGAGUAACUGAAACUACUGUAGACUCUGCUGAAUCAACGACUGGAGUUACUGGAACCACUGUAGACUCUUCUGAAACAACCACAGAAGUGACUGGAAACACUGUAGACUCUUCUGAAACAACUACGGGAGUAACUGGUACUACUGUGGACUCUGUUGAAACAACGACUGGAGUCACUGGAACCACCAUAGACUCUUCUGAGACAACUACGGGAGUAACUGGAACUACUGUAGACUCUGUUGAAACAACGACGAGAGUCACUGGUACUACUGCAGAAUCUGCUGAAACAACAACUGAAAUCACUGGAACUACUGUAGACUCUUCUGAAACAACUACGGAAGUAACUGGAACUACUGUAGACUCUGUUGAAACAACGACGGGAAUCACUGGUACUACUAUAGACUCUUCUGAAACAACUACGGGAGUAACUGGUACUACUGUGGACUCUGUUGAAACAACGACUGGAGUCACUGGAACCACUGUAGACUCUGAUGAAACUACCACAGGAGUGACUGGAACCACUGUAGACUCUGCUGAAACAACAACAGGAGUGACUGGAACCACUGUAGACUCUGCUGAAACAACGACUGGAGUCACUGGAACCACUGUAGACUCUUCUGAAACGACUACGGGAGUAACUGGAACUACUGUAGACUCUGCUGAAGCAACGACUGGAGUCACUGGAACCACUGUAGACUCUUCUGAAACAACCACAGGAGUUACUGGAACUACUGUAGACUCUUCUGAAACAACUACGGGAGUAACUGGUACUACUGUGGACUCUGUUGAAACAACGACUGGAGUCACUGGAACCACUGUAGACUCUGAUGAAACUACCACAGGAGUGACUGGAACCACUGUAGACUCUGCUGAAACAACAACAGGAGUGACUGGAACCACUGUAGACUCUGCUGAAACAACGACUGGAGUCACUGGAACCACUGUAGACUCUUCUGAAACGACUACGGGAGUAACUGGAACUACUGUAGACUCUGCUGAAGCAACGACUGGAGUCACUGGAACCACUGUAGACUCUUCUGAAACAACCACAGGAGUUACUGGAACUACUGUAGACUCUUCUGAAACAACUACGGGAGUAACUGGUACUACUGUAGACUCUGUUGAAACAACGACGAGAGUCACUGGUACUACUGCAGAAUCUGCUGAAACAACAACUGAAAUCACUGGAACUACUGUAGACUCUUCUGAAACAACUACGGAAGUAACUGGAACUACUGUAGACUCUGUUGAAACAACGACGGGAAUCACUGGUACUACUAUAGACUCUGCUGAAACAACUACAGGAGUGACUGGAACCACCGUAGACUCUGCUGAAACAACGACGGGAGUAACUGGAUCGACUGUAGAUUCCGCAGAAACAACCACUGGAGUGACUGGAACCACUGUAGACUCUGCUGAAACUACCACAGGAGUGACUGGGACCACUGUAGACUCUGCUGAAACAACGACUGGAGUCACUGGAACCACUGUAGACUCUUCUGAAACGACUACGGGAGUAACUGGAACUACUGUAGACUCUGCUGAAGCAACGACUGAAGUCACUGGAACCACUGUAGACUCUUCUGAAACAACCACAGGAGUUACUGGAACUACUGUAGACUCUUCUGAAACAACUACGGGAGUAACUGGUACUACUGUGGACUCUGUUGAAACAACGACUGGAGUCACUGGAACCACUGUAGACUCUACUGAAACUACCACAGGAGUGACUGGAACCACUGUAGACUUUGCUGAAACAACAACGGGAGAGUCAGGUACCACUGUUGUAACGGAAGUGACAACCCCACCCAAUAUUUGUCCUCCUGGAGUAUUUGGAAAUGUUCCACAUCCAGAACUUUGUGAUGUAUAUUAUAUGUGUAUGGCCGGAAUACCAACACUUUUACCUUGCACCGAAGGCUACGAAUUUGAUCCAGCAGAAGGGCAAUGCGUUGUUAUAUCAGAAAAUGGCUGUUUCGCAUCUAAGGGUAUGUGGACCCCUACAGAACAACAUCCAACAACAACAGAAUCGUCACAUAUAACAACAGACACUUCACGAACAACAACUGAUGACCCUAUAGAAACAACCACAGCAGGAUCUGGUAGUACAGCAGACUCUGGAGACACUACAAUGGGAGUGACUGGUACUACUGAUGAUUCUAUUGAAACAACCACGGGAGAAACUGGCACCACUGCAGUCUCUAGUGAAUCAACCACAGGAGGAACUGGCACUACUGGUGUUUCUGUCGACACUACAAUCGGAGCAACUGGUACCACUGUUGACUCUAUUGAUACAACCACGGGAGUGUCUGGUUCUACUGUAGAUACUAUUGAAACAACAACUGGAGUCACUGGUACCACUGUUGUCACGGAAGUGACCACUCCACCCAAUAUUUGUCCUCCUGGAGUGUUUGGAAAUGUUCCACAUCCAGAACUUUGUGAUGUAUAUUAUAUGUGUAUGGCCGGAAUACCAACACUUUUACCUUGCACCGAAGGCUACGAAUUUGAUCCAGCAGUAGGGCAAUGCGUUGUUAUAUCCGAAAAUGGCUGUUUCGCAUCUAAGGGUAUGUGGACCCCUACAGAACAACAUCCGACAACAACAGAAUCAUCACAUAUAACAACAGACAUAUCACAGACAGCAACUGAUGACCCUAUAGAAACAACCACUGGAGGAUCUGAUAGUACAGCAGAUUCUGGUGACACUACAAUGGGAGUAACUGGCACCACUGAUGACCCUAUAGAAACAACCACAGCAGGAUCUGGUAGUACAGCAGACUCUGGAGACACUACAAUGGGAGUGACUGGUACUACUGAUGACUCUAUUGAAACAACCACGGGAGAAACUGGCACCACUGCAGACUCUAGUGAAUCAACCACAGGAGGAACUGGCACUACUGGUGUUUCUGUCGACACUACAAUCGGAGGAACUGGUACCACUGAUGACUCUAUUGGUACAACCACGGGAGUGUCUGGUUCUACUGUAGAUACUAUUGAAACAACAACUGGAGUCACUGGUACCACUGUUGUCACGGAAGUGACCACUCCACCCAAUAUUUGUCCUCCUGGAGUGUUUGGAAAUGUUCCACAUCCAGAACUUUGUGAUGUAUAUUAUAUGUGUAUGGCCGGAAUACCAACACUUUUACCUUGCACUGAAGGCUAUGAAUUUGAUCCAGCAGAAGGGCAAUGCGUUGUUAUAUCAGAAAAUGGCUGUUUCGCAUCUAAGGGUAUGUGGACCCCUACAGAACAAAAUCCGACAACAACAGAAUCAUCACAUAUAACAACAGACAUAUCACAGACAGCAACUGAAGACCCGAUUGACACAACAACAGAAGGAUCUGGUAGUACAGCAGACUCUGAUGGCACUACGAUGGGAGUGACUGGUACUACUGAUGACUCUAUCGAAACAACCACGGGAGAGACUGGCACCACUGCAGACUCUGGUGAAUCAACCACAGGCAUGACUAGCACCACUGCAGACUCUGUUGAAUCAACCACAGGAGGGACUGGCACUCCUGGUGUUUCUGUCGACACUACAUUGGGAGUGACUGGUACAACUGAUGAUUCCAUUGAAACCACCACGGGAGAGUCAGGUACCACUAUUGUAACGGAAGUGACAACUCCACCCAAUAUUUGUUCUCCUGGAGUGUUUGGAAAUGUUCCACAUCCAGAACUUUGUGAUGUAUAUUAUAUGUGUAUGGCUGGAAUACCAACACUUUUACCUUGCACCGAAGGCUACGAAUUUGAUCCAGCAGUUGGGCAAUGUGUUGUGAUAUCUGGAGAUGGAUGUUUCGCUUCGAAGGGCAAGUGGACACCAACAGAAUCAAAUGAUCACACCGAUAUUUCUGUUCAAUCCACAAUCAAUGAAGACACUACAUCAGGUGAAGUAGAUGCAGACCACACACCAGAAGAAAAAGAUAUUACUGAUACUUCUACGAUUAACAAUAAGCCUGGCGAUCAAGAAUCAACAUCUGUUUUAAUACCAACAACAGGAGAAAAUGGUCAAAUAACAACAGAGCUUAUAGAAACUACAACGAUAAAUGUAUGCCCCCCUAAUUUCUCUGGUAUUAUUCCUGACCCAGAAAGAUGCGACAGGUUCUUCCAUUGCACCGUUGGGCAUCCCAUUGCACUCUAUUGUGGUGCUGGAUUUGAAUUCGAUAUAAACGCUCAGCGUUGUGUGCCUAUAACAGAAGAUGGCUGCUAUGCAUCGAAAGGCUUAUGGACUCCCACUGAAUCACAAACAACAGAACAAGAGACAGAACAACCAGAAGUUACAACAAAUGCAGAUUUAUCAACAACAAUAUCUGAUAUAGUUAUCGGAGACAAUGAUAAAGCUACUUCAGAAUCUGCAGAAAUAACAACAUUAGAUGCAGAACGUUUAGAAACGACUUCUUCUCCGAUCGAAGUAACAACAGCUAGUAUUUGUCCACCUAAUGUCUUCGGUAACGUACCUGACCCUGUCAGAUGCGACAAGUUCUACAUGUGUACCGGUGGUACGGCCAUUCCAUUAUAUUGUGGAAAAGGCUUCGAAUUCGACUCAAAUGUUCAGAAAUGCGUGAUAAUAUCCGAAAACGGAUGCUUCGCGUCAAGAGGUAUACCAUCAGAAGAUCACACCGAGAACUUGGUGGUAACGACAGACCACAAAAUGAAUGAAAACUCUCAAACAACAGUAAAUGUUGAAACUACAUCAGAAGACACAAUAACAACACCAGAUAUUUGUCCCCCGGGGGUGUUUGGAAACGUCCCGGAUCCGGAGAACUGUAACAAGUUCUAUAUAUGUACCUCUGGUAUAUCAAUACCCUUGUAUUGCAGUGAAGGGUUUGAAUUUGAUCCUGUGGCAAAGAAUUGCGUCGUAAUAUCAGACCAUGGCUGCACCGCAUCGAAAUCUUAAAAGACUGGAUUUGAAAACGGACAAUUGAUAUACGGCCUUAAAAUAAAUACAAAUUGAAAAAAUAAAAAUCAAGAAAUGUCAUUUAACAAUGACAAAGUUAUUUCUGCAAUGGUAAAAAAAACAUGUUACGAAAUUGUGUCG